Dendrobium catenatum is the source of this 5396-nucleotide messenger RNA. RefSeq lists its product as uncharacterized. The transcript is spliced from 5 exons. Bases 327 to 5012 code for a protein of 1561 amino acids. Lineage: Eukaryota; Viridiplantae; Streptophyta; Magnoliopsida; Asparagales; Orchidaceae. Gene Ontology annotation, molecular function: chromatin binding. The record is from RefSeq and is a predicted model, not a curated record. Gene Ontology annotation, cellular component: nucleus.
UCUCUCUCUCUCUCUCUCUACCUCAGUGAAAAUCACCGUUUUUGGACCUAAAUCUCUCUUGAAAUCCCUAUUGGCUUCCCAAAAACAGAAAUCCCUUCUCGGUCUUUGUAACUACGGUUGUCUCUUUCGGCGCAGUCUGGGUCUUCGAUCGUUCUGCGGUGUCCACUUGCAACGGGAUUAGGGUUUCGGCGACCUUCAGCAAUCCGUAGAUGGGUGGGGGCUGAGGCUUUUGUUUCUUGCAUAUUUUUGGUUUAGAAGUGAGGCGAAUGGGGAUUGUUUCUUCUGCUGGCGGGGAGAAUUAGCGACGAUUGAUAUGUGGGGAAUUGAUGUUUCACGCACGAGUAGGAAUCGGAACUGGUUGUCGCGGUGAAGAUGCAAGAAAAAGUAGUCAGCAUAUGCGGCCUGUGCUUACGAACGUCGCAGCAGCAGCAGAAGCUAAUAAACCAGCCCCGGUUCUGCUGCCAACAACUCCCAAGUUGUUUUUGAAGGAUGGACGCAAGAUUCAGGUGGGCGAUUGUGCACUCUUCCAAGCUGGCAAUGCUCCACCUUUUAUUGGAAUAAUUCGUAGGUUUUCAACAGACAAAGAAGAUUGUUUGAAGUUAUGUGUAAACUGGCUUUACCGGCAAGCUGAUAUAAAGCUUGCAAAUGGCUUAUUGUUGGAGGCGGCGCCCAAUGAAGUUUUCUACUCUACUCAUAAGGACAUAAUUUCUGUCACUUCAGUGCUUCAUCCUUGUAAAGUUGCUUUUCUAGGCAAGGAUGUUCAGCUUCCAUCAGGGAUAUCUUCUUUUGUGUGUAGGCGUUUUUAUGACCUAGAGAACAAGUGUCUAUGGUGGUUAACCGAUCGUGGUUAUAUAAAGAGGAGACGAGAAGAGUUAGAUCAGUUAUUAGAUAAAACUCGGAUAGAAAUGAAUGCAACUGUGCAGUCUGGAGGUCGUUCUCCCAAAAAUUUGAACAGCCCGAUUUCAGCACAGCAAUUGAUGCCUACUCCACCAACUUUACAGAAUAAUGGAACUACCUUCUCUUCACAAAUUAAGGGAAAGAAGAGGGGGAGGGGUGAUAAAGGUAUGGAGUUGAUUAAACGAGAGCAUAUUCUAAAAGCAGAUGAUGGUGAUUCUGCUGUUUGCAAAUUUGAUAACAUCACGAUAAAGGCUGAGAUUUCCAAAAUAACUGAGAAAGGUGCUUUAAUAACUACCGAUGGUGUGGAAAAGCUGGUUCAACUGAUGCAGAUUGAUAAUAAUGGAAAAUUGGACUUAGCCUGCCGGGUCUUGCUUGCAGAUGUGAUUGCAGCUACAGAUACAAUUGACUGCCUUAACAAGUUUGUGCAGAUCAGGGGAUUGCCAAUAUUUGAUGAAUGGCUUCAGGAGGCACACAAAGGGAAGGCUGGUGAUGGUCCCAAAGAGACCGAUAAAUCUGUUGAAGAGCUUGUGCUGUCCUUGCUUCGUGCACUAGAUAAAUUACCUGUGAAUCUUAACGCACUCCAAACUUGUAAUAUUGGCAAAUCCGUGAAUCAUUUGCGUGGUUCUAAGAACAUGGAAAUUCAGAAGAAGGCUAGAAGCCUUGUGGACACAUGGAAGAAAAGAGUUGAUGCUGAAAUGAAGACUAUUGAUGCAAAAACUGUUGGGUCAAGUCAAGCAGUUACAUGGCCCGUGAAACCUGGUUUCACUGAAGUUACUCAUGCUGGAAGCAGAAGAACUGGUUCGACCGGCUUAACUAUGAAUAGGCUAAUCACUCAGCAGUCUACAUGUAAGGCUUUGCCUGGGAAGUUUGUUCCUGCAGAUGAUGUUGUCAGGCCUGCUACUCUGAUUGCAGGAUCUCCAAAGCUGCAAUCACCACCUGCAGUAACUAGCUCAAAAGCUAUUGGUGUUACUGGGGCUUUGGACCUGCCUCAUGUGGUAGCAAAGGAGGAAAAGAGCAGCAAUUCAAGCCAGUCUCAAAGCAAUAGUCAAUCUUGUUCUAGUGAUCACGGAAAGACUAUUAGCCCUUGUUUGAAAGAAGAUGCUAGGAGCUCAACUGCUAGAUCAGUGAAUGCUAGCAAGACCUUUGUUGGUUCAUCUCAUCCUCAAAAGUCAAGUAAUGGGUAUAUGGCAAUCAGCUGUUCUGGGGGACAGAAGGAUUCAAGCAAACCUGGCUCUGUUAGUAGGACUUCGGUAGUUGAUAAUGCUUCGCAAUCUGCACUCAGUUGUGCAAGAACAGUCAAUAUGCCAGCUUCAGAUCAUGGCAGCAGCCACAGGUUUUUUGUUAGACCGCCUAACCCGAACCAUAGCCCUUUAAGAAGUAUUAGCGGAAGCUCCUUGGAGGAGCCCUCAACUGGUAGCAGAGCAUCAUCUCCUGGUGUCUCUGAUAAACAUGACCAUGGAGAUCCUGAAGGAAAAACAAGGAAUGAUUCUGAUAAUAAUAAUAUUUCUGCUAAUCUAAAUGCUGACUCAUGGCAGAGUAAUGAUGUCAAAGUGGGGCUUGUUGGAUAUGACCAGGGUGAUGGAUCAGCAACAGUUGUACCUAGGGAAGAAGUUAGAGCUGCUGUUGAAGCUGGAAGUGCAUCAGAAAUCUUGAGAACUGCCUGUUCAUCAUCAGGUAAUGAGAGGGGUACUCCUUUUACUGAUCCCAAGAUGAAUUCUUUUAGCUCGAUGAAUGCGUUAGCUGAGAGUUGUGCCAAAUAUUGUGAAGCUAGCUCGCCUUUACCAGAUGGAGAUGAUGUUGGAAUGGAUUUACUUGCCAGUGUUGCUACUGGAGAAAUGCUCAAAUCCGACUUGGUUUCCCCUGCUGCUUCUCAAGGAAGUUAUCCUGCCAAGGAGGACCACUUUGCGGGCAGUAAUGUGCCCAAUGUCAGAUUUUCUUCUGGUGUUGCGGGUUGUCAAAUUCUCAGUCCAUCUGCUGAAAAUAAUGAUUUCCACUCUCACAAAGAUGGAAACAAGAGUGGUUCCGUCUUUGUAAAAGAUCAGAUACAGAAGGUGUUUCCGAAAUUCACAUGUAAUGACCAAAAAAUGGUACUCUUAUUGGAAAGUUUCAAGGGACAGCUCAACAGAGAAGAUGUGGAUCAGGACGAAGAUGCACGAGGCGUUGAUGGGAAGGUUAGUGAUGAUUUCACUGGGAAAUCUGAGAGUCCGGUUGGUGAAACAAAGUCCUGUGGCCAUGUUUGUGAAAAAAUUGCCGAAGGGAGUAUGCAUGCUUCUGAUUCAGAUAACAAAUUGCUGUUUCAUUGUGUUGGUGGAAGUUCUGUACAGCAACCUCCUUCAGAUAAAUUAGAACAGAGGCCUCCCACCUUAACUGGACAACAGACAUCUUCUAUUGUAGAAGUUACAACAAAGGAUGUGGAAGAUGAUUGCCAAGAUGCAAGCGAUAGGAAUGUAUCUGCUGAAGAACAUACUGGAUUUACUUCAAGCAGUCAUGUCAUGGCCAAUGGCACUGAGACCAUUGAAAGGAAAGGUUCUCUUGAGAGCUGUGUUGCAGGCUCAGUUGGCAAUUAUGAACUGUCCAAUAUAUCUAGGGAAGCUGAAUCCCCUGCAAGAAAGGAGGAACUCGUAUCAGUGUCAGAGGCUACCUCAUAUGUAGCUGCUGCUGCUGAGCGAGAUGCUGGUGGUAAGCUUGACUUUGACUUGAAUGAAGGCCUACCUGGCGAGGAUAUAAACCAAAUCGAGCCAGCUACGACAGUGACACCUGUUUCAACAGCUACAAGGAUGCCAAGCUUACCGCCUUGCAUAUCUUCUCUUGUUUUAAGUAACUCACCUUGUCCAAUAACUGUUGCUGCUCCAGCAAAAGGACCGUUUCUUCCUCCAGAGAACUUGUUAAAGUGUAAAGGAGAACCUGGAUGGAAGGGUUCAGCUGCUACCAGUGCGUUUCGCCCGGCAGAACCUAGAAAGGUUCUUGACAGGCUGCUCACUACUGACGUGCAGUUAUCCGACAGUGCAACUACUAAGAAAGCUGACCCUCAAUUGGACAUUGAUUUGAAUGUUCCCAGCGACAGAGUUCUUGAUGAUUUAGCCUCUGAGAACUUCCCUGACACUACAGAAUCUGAAUCAGGUAUCAUUAUCAGCACUCCAGCUGCAAGAGCUAUUGGAGAGCUUGAUCUAGAUUUGAAUAGGGUUGAAGAAGAUAUGGAAAAUGGCCAUUGCUCUGCUAGCUCCAGCUGUAGAUUGGAAGUUUCACUGUUGCCCAAAAGAUCUGUGUCUGAGACACUUGCUAAUGGGGAGAUGAAUAUGUCGAGGGACUUUGAUCUUAACAAUGGACCAGUUCUCAUUGAAGUAGGUGCAGAGCCUGUCCGAAGGAAACAAUUGCUGAAGAGCAGUGGUAAUGUAUCAUUUGUUCCUUCAAUUAGUGCUCUCAGAAUGAAUCAUACUAAUGCUGGAAAUGGGUGGUUUCCUGCUGGAAACUCCUAUCCAGCAGUUGCUGCUCCAUUCUUACCUGAUAGAGGAGGGUCAUCCUACCCAAUUGUUGCAUCUGCAGGGGCCCAGACGAUUUUGAGGCCAGUUAUAGGUUCUGUUGCCUAUGGAAGUGAUGUAUAUAGAGCACCAGUCCUUUCAUCUUCUUCAACCAUGGCCUUCUCGCCAGGUGCUACGUCAUUGCCUUAUGUUGGCUUCCCUUUUAGCUCUAGCUUUCCGUUGGCAUCAACUUGCUUCACAGCUGGACCAACAACCUACGUUGAUUCACCAGCAGGUGGUGCUUCAUACUUCCCUCCCAUCUUUUCUCAGAUUGUUGGACAGGUAGGUGCUAUGCCUUAUUCUUAUCCAAGGCCCUAUGUGAUAAGUCUUCCAGAUGUUAAUACUAGUGGUGGAACUGAAACCUGUAGCAAAUGGGGGAGGCAAGUUCUGGAUUUGAAUACUGGCCCUGGAAGUACUGAGGAACUAAAAGACGACAGGAUGCGUUUGUCUUCUAGUCAAAUUUCUGUUACCAGUUCACAUACCUUAAUGGAGGAACAGUCAAGGCUACAUCAGCUGGGGAUUGGUAGUUUGAAAAGGAAGGUGCCAGGAGCUUGGGAAACAGAGAGAUUUAAUUACAGUCAUUCCUCAUGGCAGUAAGAAUAUGUGGUAUAAUGGGAAAGUCAUUUUGUCGUUGGCAACUUAAAUACUAGUGUCUAGUUAGCCGGCAGUUGAAUCUUUUUUGCGUCCUCUUUUAGGCUUUGCAAAUCUGUUGGCAUUGGUGAUAUGUAUUUUGUUCUUGUUCAUAUGGAUGAGAGUAGAUAACCUUGGAUUACAGGCACCACCAGCUUUAAGGAAUUUGUACCUCUUUUUUUUUUUUUUCUCUUCGUAUAAGUUAUACACAUUUGAGACCCUUCCGGUCCUUGUGUAGGUCAAGGUGAUGUGGAGCUCGUUCGAAUUGAAACCUUGAGUUAGUCCUUGUAAAUAUUGAGAUACGAUGCUUUCCCAGAAAAGAAAAAAAAAACAGUUUUCAAUGUUCUAGCA